UUGUGUAAAGAGAUUUUUGAAACUAAGAAAAAUGGCACGGAAUUUGGUGUUCUUUAUGAUCGUUUUAGUAUUUAUUCCGAAAGUUGUAAGUGACUGUACUCAAAGCGGGACAUGUUGUAAUCAGAAUGAAUGCGAAUACCAUGUAUUUCAGAAACUGGUUAAACUUGAAGAGAAAGUUGCAUCACUUGCACAGGACAUUGAAGAUUCCCGUACAUCAAAAGAGCAACGUUCCUCUGAAGGAGUAACCUAUAUACGAUGGGGCCGAACAGCAUGUCCAAGUCACGCAAGUCUUGUAUAUGAUGGUUACAUGGGUGGAUCACAUUACAGUCACAGUGGAGCGGCUACAAAUGCCUUAUGUUUAACCAAAGAACCAAAAUGGGGACGAUACACAUCUAAAGUAGAAUCAAGUGCAUAUGUCUAUGGCGCCGAGUACGAAACAUGGCUCUACAGUGCUUGGAAUUAUCUGCAUGACCAAGAUGUUCCAUGUGUCGUUUGCUAUGUACCUCGAAAUGACAUACUGAUGGUUCCUGGAAGCAACAUAUGCCCAAAUGAAUACAAGCGAGAAUAUAGUGGUUAUUUAAUUGCUGGACGUGCAAUUCACUCAGCUGCUAGCGAAUACCUUUGCAUGGAUGUAAGUCCUGAAGCAAAGCCCGGAGGUGUAGAAAACCGCAGUGGAUACACUUUACAUUUUGUACAAGCAAAAUGUGGUUCCCUUAACUGCCCACCAUACGUGAACGGACGAGAACUCACAUGCGCUGUAUGCUCACGUUAAAUGGCUGAUUUGUCCUUAAACUAUCACUGUAUAGACAUUGCACUCUAUGGAUACAAUUUUGUCAGGCUCACUUAAUAUUUACUGAAAAAACCCUGAUUUCAUAUAGCGUAUGAAUCAUAUAAGCUAUUAAACUGCCUGUCAUGCCACUCUUAUAAUUAGAACUAACAAGCGUUGUUUGCUCAUAAAUGCCGUCCUAAGUGGAAUCAAAAAAUAAACCUCUCUAGAAUACCUUUCAUCUGAACUGUUUACUACUGCAUGAUGGCAUGUAUCUCUAUUUCUGUUAUUAUUGAAAUUUACUGUUUUGAUAACCAUAACUUCCUAAAUUCAAUUUAAUCAUUUUAACUUUUAUAUCAGUUAUCUGAUCAUGCUAACAUGUAGCCAAAUGCUUGCAAAUCAAUACAAAGAUAAGUUAAAUAAAGAAAGAUUAAAAUAUGUUUCUGUGGAACGAAAAUGUGAUGACAACAUACAUAUUUUAUAUAUAAACACCAACUAAACAGAUAAAUCUACAGUUAAAAUAAGUAACUAUUUUAUUGUGUUUACAAAGCUGUCACAUUUCUAUAACUUAUGCCAUUCUUUACUGUACGAAAUGGAAGUGACCUAUCUAUGUGCAGCGUUUUUCUUAAGCAUUUGAUUGUAAACCUGAUUUAGAGAUAGUUCCUAAAAUGCUAAAUUAAAUAUAAGGAUGUGAGUGGAUAUAUAUCAUUUAACAGGUAUCUUGCUUUCAUCUUAUUGUAAUCAUGUUGUUUAAACUUCUCUGAAACUUUUAUUUAAUUUCCAUGUUGUUCCCUGUACAAAUAAAAAUACCUAUGAAAACUUACAACAAACCUGUAAUUUUUACUGAGAAGAUUGAUGUUUGAUUGAAAUGACUAUUACUAAGGAUUUAACUACGCAGAUAGCUUAUUGCAUAACUGGUAAAAUUCAGGUACAUUAAUAAACACCAGGUAGAAUUUGUGUUGUGCCAAUGAUUGAUCUCUUGCGCCAUGACUACAUGAAUCAUCAAUGUCAAAUUAACACUCUUUUAAUUAUCUUGUUUCAUCUAGCAUGUAUAACUUAGAAUGCAAUGCUUUAUGAUUACAAAUUAUGGAUAUUGACACGUCUUUUUAAAAGUAUGCAAGAGAAGUUCAGGGACAUGUUCAUAAAUGUCAUGUGUUCCGCUUUCACAAAAAGAUAGACAGGUUAUAUGUGUC
Messenger RNA from Mercenaria mercenaria, 1959 nucleotides. RefSeq lists its product as uncharacterized. NCBI's taxonomy places the organism in Eukaryota, Metazoa, Mollusca, Bivalvia, Venerida, Veneridae. The record is from RefSeq and is a predicted model, not a curated record. The coding region runs from base 32 to 772 and encodes 246 amino acids. The transcript has 2 exons.